CCCUAACGUCCUUUCGCUUUCAACCUCGGUUUCCAAAAUGGUGAAUGCCAAGGUUUCAACCUCGCACGUCGACACCGCGCCGUACCACUUAGAGGGUAGCGAAGAGAAUGUAUUCAUCUCUGAGAAGGAGGGCACGACUGCUGAUAAGCGCGACAUGGCUCGCAUGGGCAAGCGACAGGAAACUCGACGAAACUUUCGCCAUCCUACAGUUAUCGCCUUCACGAUGGUGAUUCUGGCGACUUGGGAAGCCGAACUCGCAACUAGCGUAUACAGUCUAGGCAACGGAGGAACAGCAGGUUUGAUCUGGGGCUAUCUCAUUGUUAUGACCGGUUUUGGGUUUGUGGCCGCAUCAAUGGCUGAGAUGGCUUCCAUGGCACCAACAUCCGGGGGGCAGUAUCAUUGGGUAUCGGAGUUCGCACCACCCAGCUGUCAAAAAUUUCUGAGCUACCUUGUUGGUUGGUUGGGAAUGCUUGGAUGGUCGACCGCUGCGGCGACUGUUUCCUACCUAUCCGCAAAGCAGAUUCAGGGGCUGAUACUUUUGAACCACGCGUCCUACGAACCGAAGCCCUGGCAUGGAACGCUUUUGAUCUGGGCUAUACUCUUUGUUUGUCUUGUCUUCAACACAUUCUUCUCCAAGACGCUUCCUCUAGUUGAAGGAAUUAUUGUAAUUCUCCAUGUUGCGGGUUUUAUUGCGGUAUUGAUUGUACUAUGGGUGAUGGCCGAUCGCGCUCCCGUGGAUGUUGUGUUCAAGCUCUUCGAGGACAACAUGGGUUGGGGGAGUACCCCUCUAUCUGUUAUGGUUGGGUUAGUCGGAGCAGCCUCUUGCUUUGUUGGUAUUGAAGCUGGCGCGCACAUGGCUGAAGAAGUCCGCGACGCAGCAUAUGCCAUUCCCCGAGCCAUGAUGUGGACCUGGAUUGGCAACGGACUUUUUGGAUGGCUAAUGGGCAUAACCUUUGCGUUUUGCGUCAAAGAUACAAUGAGUGUAUUAACAACACCAUUAGGAGUUCCAUUCAUGCAAGUAUUCUACAACUCUACUAAAUCAGUGGGUGGUGCGACCGGAUUGACCUGUCUUAUGCUUGUCAUCUCACUGUUCGGAUGUGUUGCUGUGAUUGCCACCGCUUCGCGCCAACUUUUCGUGUUCGCUCGUGAUAAGGGAAUCCCGUUCUCGAGUUUCUUCGGGCAGAUUUCGCCCACUUAUCAGAUUCCGCUGAACGCCGUCUACGUUACUGUUGUCCUCGUCGUUCUUCUUUCUCUCAUCAAUCUCGGGUCCAGUGUGGCCUUCAUGCAGGUGGUGUCCCUAGGAGUUGUGGCUAUGUUGACGACUUACAUUAUCUCUAUCUCAUGUGUUGCAUUGAAGAGAAUACGAAGGGAGCCGCUUCUCCCAUCAAAGUUCAACCUCGGAAAGUUGGGGCUUCCCACCAAUCUCAUCUCUAUUAUGUUCUUAGCCUUCAUCUGGGUGUUUUCCUUAUUCCCGUCCGUACCUCGUCCAAAGGUGUCAGAUAUGAACUGGGCUGUUCUUGGAUAUGGAUCUGUUGUUACUUUCUCUAUUUUGUACUUCGUCACGCGACGUCACAGUUAUCGUGGCCCUGUAGAGUAUGUUCGAAAGGGGUAG
Lindgomyces ingoldianus is the source of this 1612-nucleotide messenger RNA. RefSeq names its product amino acid transporter. The coding region runs from base 38 to 1612 and encodes 524 amino acids. Gene Ontology annotation, molecular function: transmembrane transporter activity. Gene Ontology annotation, biological process: transmembrane transport. NCBI's taxonomy places the organism in Eukaryota, Fungi, Ascomycota, Dothideomycetes, Pleosporales, Lindgomycetaceae. The transcript is spliced from 9 exons. Gene Ontology annotation, cellular component: membrane. The record is from RefSeq and is a predicted model, not a curated record.